Hibiscus syriacus is the source of this 946-nucleotide messenger RNA. RefSeq names its product reticulon-4-interacting protein 1, mitochondrial-like. Gene Ontology annotation, molecular function: oxidoreductase activity. The record is from RefSeq and is a predicted model, not a curated record. Lineage: Eukaryota; Viridiplantae; Streptophyta; Magnoliopsida; Malvales; Malvaceae.
AUGCGAUCGGGUUAUGGUCGUUCCAUUUUUGAGCCACUUCUGCCUCUCAUUUUGGGUCGUGAUGUUAGCGGCGAAGUUGCAGCUGUUGGUGCCCAAGUGAAGUCACUGACUGUAGGACAAGAAGUUUUUGGUGCUUUGCAUCCAACUGCUGUGAGGGGUACAUAUACUGACUAUGCAAUUCUUUCAAAGGACGAGCUUUCUCCGAAACCAGCUUCAGUUACUCAUGUGGAAGCAAGUGCUAUCCCCUUUGCUGCAUUGACUGCAUGGCGUGCCUUAAAAAGUACUGCAAGGAUAUCUGAAGGACAAAGGCUAUUAGUAAUAGGUGGUGGAGGAGCAGUAGUUUCUGCUAUUCAGAUUGCAGUUGCUGCAGGGUGCCCUGUUACAACAACUUGUGGAAACCAAACUAUAAAUCGUCUGAUGGCAGCAGGUGCCGAGCAGGCUGUUGAUUAUACUUCUGAGGACAUUGAAUCAGUAAUUAAGGGAAAAUUCGAUGCUGUCCUGGACACCAUUGGUGUGCCCGAGACAGAAAGAAUAGGCACCAAUCUUUUGAAUAGAGGCGGGCACUAUAUGACACUUCAGGGAGAGGCAGCGGCGCUGAGCGACAGGUAUGGACUACCGAUUGGGCUUCCUGUGGCUACAGCUGUUCUAUGGAAGAAAAAGAUUCAGUACAAAUAUUCUCACGGAAUAGAAUAUUCAUGGAUAUACAUGAGGGCAGACUUGGAAGGCUUACAUGAGAUACGCAAAUUGUCAGAAGCUGGGAAGCUGACUGUACCUGUCGAAAAAACAUUUCCGAUAACUCGAGUAAGAGAGGCUCAUGAAGCUAAAGACAAGAAACUGAUCCUUGGUAAAGUAGUGCUGGAACUUGACUAAAGUAAGUUUAUCACAAAUAACUAGAGUUUUUCCUUCUAAAUGUUCCUUUCAACAUAAAAUUGUUAAUUAUUAGGUU